UGCCCUGGCUUCCCAAAGGGCUGGGAUUAUAUGUGUGAGCCAUAGAACCCAGCUGGUAAAUGUGGUUUAAAAUAAAUGAUCAUAAUACAUUAAUGUUAGGUAGCUGUUAUUUUAAAAAAGUCAUUUUCAACUAUACGUUUGAAUGGAGCUGUAAGUCCAGAUAUACUGACCCAGUAUUUUGUUGUUGUUGUUAACUCAAACUGAUUACAUUUCUUUCAAGCAGAUGAGCCAGAUGACCGAAGCUGGCUGGAACAUCAUGUGGUCCAUCAGUAUUGGACAGCCGGCCCUCCCAGUUUCCUCAUAGUUUACAUUUGCACUCCAAUUUAGCUGCUGUCUGGGACCAGCACUUGUACAGCAGUGAUCCAUUGUAUGUUCCAGAUGACAGGGUUUUGGUUACUGAGACUCAGGUUAUUCGGGAAACCCUAUGGUUACUUUCAGGAGUGAAAAAGCUCUUUAUAUUUCAGUUGAUAGAUGGGAAGGUAACUGUGAGAAACAAUAUUAUAGUAACUCAUUUAACACAUAGCUGUUUACGAUCUGUGCUGGAACAAAUAGCAGCAUAUGGCCAGGUUGUGUUUCGACUCCAGCAGUUCAUUGAUGAAGUCAUGGGACACAGUUCCGAGAGCAUGCUGCCUGGAAGUGGGUCUGUUCCUAAGAAGUCAACUGAAGCCCCCUUUAGAACCUACCAGGCUUUCAUGUGGGCCCUGUACAAAUAUUUCAUUAGUUUCAAAGAGGAACUUGCAGAAAUCGAGAAGUGCAUCAUCAAUAAUGGUCUCCCUGCUGUUCUCUCUCUGGGUGGAAACAGUACGGCCUUACCUGCAGACGGUGGACGAGUGGAUCGUGCAUGGGCACCUGUGGGAUGGCGCCAGGGAGUUCAUCAUCCAGAGAAACAAAAAUGUUCCAGUUAAUCACAGAGACUUCUGGUAUGCAACUUACACGCUAUAUAGUGUAUCAGAAAAGACAGAAAAUGAAGAAAAAAUGAGUGAUAAUGCUAGUGCGAGUUCCGGCAGUGACCAGGGGCCCUCCAGCAGGCAGCACACCAUGGUGUCCUUCCUCAAACCUGUCCUGAAGCAGAUCAUAAUGGCUGGCAAGUCGAUGCAGCUGCUGAAGAACCUGCAGUGUGCGGAGAGCACCACCUGCCAGGCAGGAGCCAGAGAUGCAGAAAGAAAAAGUUUAUACACUCUCUUUCUGGAAUCUGUACAGUCCCGUCUUCGACAUGGAGAAGAUUCCACUCCACAGGUUCUUACUGAGCAACAGGCAACCAAGGAGAACCUAAUGAAGAUGCAGUCCAUUGCUGAAAGGCAUCUUGAACUGGAUGAUGUUCAUGAUCCACUGCUUGCCAUUAACUUUGCAAGGAUGUAUUUGGAGCAGAGUGACUUUCACGAGAAGUUUGCUGGUGGUGAUGUAUGUGUGGAUAGAUCAUCGGAAUCUGUGACAUGCCAGACUUUUGAGUUAACGCUGAGAUCCUGCCUAUAUCCUCAUAUUGACAAGCAGUAUCUAGAUUGCUGUGGAAAUCUCAUGCAAACUCUAAAAAAAGAUUACAGGUUGGUAGAAUACUUGCAAGCCAUGAGAAAUUUUUUCUUAAUGGAAGGAGGAGAUACCAUGUAUGACUUCUACACAUCCAUUUUUGAUAAAAUAAGAGAAAAGGAAACAUGGCAGAAUGUGUCUUUUCUUAAUGUCCAACUCCAAGAAGCAGUAGGACAGCGUUAUCCUGAGGAUAGUUCACGUCUAUCUAUAUCUUUUGAAAAUGUUGACACAGCUAAGAAGAAACUGCCUGUUCAUAUCUUAGACGGUCUGACCCUCAGCUACAAGGUCCCAUGGCCCGUGGACAUUGUUAUAAGUUUGGAAUGUCAAAAAAUUUAUAAUCAAGUGUUUCUUCUCUUACUGCAAAUAAAGUGGGCAAAAUAUAGUCUGGAUGUUUUACUUUUUGGUGAACUGGUUAGUACUGCGGAAAAACCACGACUUCAAGAAGGCCUUGUACGUGAACAAGACACAGUUGCUCAGUUCGGACCACAAAAAGAACCAGUAAGACAGCAGAUUCAUCGCAUGUUCCUCUUAAGAGUGAAGCUCAUGCAUUUCGUGAACAGCUUGCACAACUACAUCAUGACCAGGAUUCUCCACAGUACAGGGCUGGAGUUUCAACAUCAAGUCGAGGAAGCCAAGGAUUUAGAUCAGUUGAUUAAAAUUCACUAUAGGUAUCUGUCAACCAUCCAUGACCGGUGUCUGCUGAGAGAAAAGGUCAGCUUUGUGAAAGAAGCUAUCAUGAAGGUGUUGAACUUGGCCCUCAUGUUUGCAGACGGUUGGCAGGCAGGCCUGGGCACUUGGCGUGGAAUCUCUAGCGCUGUCACUCAUGGCUGGCAUGGAACAAAGUUAAAUGUCUUCAGUGUGAGAAAUAUCUCCAGCUUCAUCAUCAUACAUGUACAUUUCCACCAUGUGCAGCUGAAAAGUGAGAAUCUUUUAAUUUUGGUUUAUUUGUAAACUUGUCCACUGUCGCCGGGCACAGUCACUCACGCCUCUAAUCCCAGCACUAUGGAGGUCAAGGCAGGCGAAUCACUUGAGCCCAGGAGUUGAGCCAGCCUGGGUAACAUGGUGAAACCCUGUGUCUACCAAAAAUACAAAAUGUAUCCAGACGUGGUGUGUGCCUCUCUAGCUACUCAGGAGGCCUAGAUGGGAGGAUUACUUGAGCCCAGGAGGUCAAGACUGCAGUGAGCCAUGAUUGCACUACUGCAGUGCAACCUGGGUGACAGAGUGAGAUCCUGACUCAAAAGAACCACUUGUCUGCGGUCCAGACGGAUGGAUUGUAG
Molecule: messenger RNA, 2801 nt
Organism: Macaca mulatta (Rhesus monkey)
Lineage: Eukaryota; Metazoa; Chordata; Mammalia; Primates; Cercopithecidae
Source: RefSeq, a predicted model, not a curated record